AUGCUGCGCGACGUUGAUGUAAUAGUAUGGGAUGAGAUCUCUAUGCAAACUCGAUAUGCAGUCGAAUGUGUGGAUAGAUUAUUGCGCGACGUGGCUGCACCAGAUAAUCGAUCUCAACCAUUUGGAGGAGUAGUUAUGGUUUUUGGAGGUGAUUGGUGUCAAUUUCUUCCUGUAAUUCCCGGAGCCACAAAAGUAGAUACAAUUCAUGCCACGUUGAAACUUAGUGCGCUAUGGGACUCCAUGCAAGUUCUUGUGCUUGAUGAAAAUAUGAGACUUUAUCCUGGUGAAGAAGACCAUGCCGCAUGGCUACGCGCUGUAGGAGAAGGAAGAAAUUUGAAGGGCGACGGGAGUAUCGAUAUUCCUACCGAGAUGUGCAUGGAAAGCGAAGAGGACGUGAUUAAGUGGAUGUAUAGCGAAGAAGUUCUUCGAUCCCCCCAACUUAUGGGUAAAAUGGCAUUGUUGACUGUGCGCAACUGCGAUGCGCUUGAACUUAAUGAGAAGGUAUUAAAUAUGACUUCCGGGGAUCUUAUAGAGAUUUACGCCAUAGACACUCCAUUAACCGAAGAGGAAGGGACUGUUGGAAUGCCAUGUGAAGACGAAGAAUUUUUGCAUGAUUUGACACCACCUGGAAUGCCAGAGUCUAUCAUAUCGUAUACCAGUAUGGAUUCGUUCGAAUUUUCGGUACACUAUUCAGACAGCCCAUUAACAUCAGAAGACAAACAAGUGCUGAAGGUUGCUGAAGAAGCUAAAAAAAGUGAUGACAAGAGGGCGUUUCUGCUGAAUUGGCUAAAAGAGAAUGAAAAGAUUUGGCUGAAUUCAAAUGAAAGAAAGGCGCAUAUACGGCGGAAGGAGAGAAUAAGGAAAGAGAGAGAAGAAAAUGAGAAACAAGAAAAGAAGAAAAGCGGUGAAGCGAAUUAGAUUGCGUAAAGAUGUUCUCUCCGCACUUUUGUUGAAUAUACAUACGCGAGAGUGUUCUUUCGGUAGUAACAACUGUUUGUAA
This is a messenger RNA of Cylicocyclus nassatus, 1000 nucleotides long. NCBI's taxonomy places the organism in Eukaryota, Metazoa, Nematoda, Chromadorea, Rhabditida, Strongylidae. The record is from the annotation of a GenBank genome assembly.